Oreochromis aureus is the source of this 2002-nucleotide messenger RNA. RefSeq lists its product as uncharacterized. Lineage: Eukaryota; Metazoa; Chordata; Actinopteri; Cichliformes; Cichlidae. The transcript is spliced from 2 exons. The record is from RefSeq and is a predicted model, not a curated record. The coding region runs from base 478 to 1401 and encodes 307 amino acids.
GAAGAGCACGGUCUUACAAUAGAUCAUGACUACUGCUCAGUCCCUGAGCCGUCUGCAUUGGACAUAUUUGCAUCAGCUGCAGAAGACCUGUCCAAAGACGUGGAGACUCUGAGGAAGGAAAUGCAGGAGUUACGUGUCCAGUGAGAAUUUGGGUUACAGCGCUUUGCUGGCUCCGACACUGACAUCCGAUUCUAUACCAGGUACACCUAAGCUCUAUUCAAGCUAACUGUUUAAAAUAUACCAAAGUCACCAUCAGUUAAAUUUCGAAAGUGUUUCCAGUCUUAAUGAAAACAAAAUAGAUAUUUACUUUUUCUCUGCUGAUUGUGUGUUUCAUGUAGAUGCUUUAGUAUUUAAACAAUAUGCUACAGGUAAAAUACAACACCAAAUAGACUCUUAAUCAGACUAUGUUAUACAGCAUACCAUUAGCAUAUUUGUCACAGUUUACAUUAUUUUUACGUCAGUGUGUAAUGUUAAUUAAUGAUUGACACGAUGUAUGUCUCUCUCAUGAAUAGAUUUCCAAGCUAUGAUCAUUUGAUGGCAUUUUGGUUUUUGAUUGAGCCUUGCAUCUAUAAAAUGAUCCGGGUUUCAAGAGCCAAGUCAGCUGCCAAUAGGAACGAGGAAGUGUUGACACCUGCACGCACAUCAACGAGGCAGCUGCUACAGCCAAUUGACGAGUUCUUUCUUUUCCUGGUUUUCCUGUCAGUUGAUUUGAAGGAGAGGGACCUGGCACACAGAUUUAACAUACACCAGUCCACAGUGAGCCGCAUUAUUGCAACAUGGACGAAUUUUCUUGCCACUGCACUGGGGUCUCAAUGCAUCUGGCUUACAUGUGCAGAAGUACAAGCUUACCUCCCUGAGGAAUUCAAAGAUUUCUCAGACACCCAGAUGAUCCUUGACUGUACAGAGCUGAGGUGUCAGACACCAUCCUCACCACUUCUCCAAAGUGAAAUGUACUCUUCGUACAAAUCCCACUGCACGAUGAAAGCCCUGGUUGGCAUAGCUCCACAUGGUCCAGUGACAUUCAUCUCUAAUCUGUAUGCUGGUUCGGUUAGUGACAAGGAACUAUUCAAACAAUCAGGCAUUGCUGAGAAGUUGACUGAAGACAUGGCAGUGAUGGUAGAUAAGGGCUUCCUAAUCACCGAUUGUUGUAAAUGCAAAGUGUACUGCCCACCUUUUCUAUCUAAGCAGAAGCAGAUGCCAGCAUACCAGGUUAAGGAGACGCAGGCCAUAGCCAGACUCAGGGUACAUGUGGAGCGAGUCAUUAGGAGGAUAAAACAGAACAAACUUUUUGAUAGCAUCAUUACCAUGUCACAUGUUUACAAUAUCAACCAACUGUUUGCAGUAGCAUGUAUGCUGUCAAAUUACCAGAACACAGCAUUAGUUAAAAAAUGGGUUAAGUGAAACAAGAUGGACUUUUCCCAAGACACCAGUGCCAGUACAACUUAUGGAAAAUGACCUGCAGCUGAGGCCACUACAGUUGCAUUUCUUCCUUCUCAGCUGACAAUACUUGAUUACAGAACUGGUACUUGAGUGCUGAUAGUUGAGUUCCAGUUAUUGAUCAUUCUAAUUCAUUGCAAAUGUUGAAUGUUAAUAAUACUGAUUAAUUAUACUACUAUAUUACUAUUCAGAUUCAACAAAAUUGUUUAUCAAAAUUAUAAAGUAAAUCACUAAAUCGUUUUAAAAUCAUAAGUGACAUAAUGCUUUUGUAACAUCCAAAAUACCAUUUGUCAUUUUCUUCCCUCAGUUGUGUUAUUGUCUAAAGUGGAGUGUUAAAUACUUACCAUGUAAAUAAGUUCUACAGAAAUUCAAUGUUUUAAUGUGUGUUUUUAAAAAAAAUGAAAUUGAUGCCAUUGCUUAAAUAACAGUUUAUUGAUUUCACAUAAAAGUAACAUGUAACAACAAGUAACAACAAAAGAAUUCAUGAAAUAUAUUGCAAAUAAAACAUCAGUUAUUUUGUUCCAGCCAGCCUGAAGGAUCUGUUUUCCUUUUUGCUAUGUUUUCA